UUCGGCGGGUACGCCGCGGGCGCCAGCGCGUCCAACGACGCCUACGUCUUCGACCCCGAGACGCGGGUCUGGUCGCAGCUGCAGGCCGUGGGCCCGCCGCCGCCGCCGCGCCAGGCGCACGCGGCCGCGCGACACGGGAACGCGGUGGUGGUCGCGGGCGGCUGCGAUACCUCCUCGGUCCAGCAGGCAUGCUUCAAUGACGUCUGGGCCCUCAGCCUGGACGACGGGCGUUGGGAGCGCCGGUCUGCCGGCUUCGCUGGCUGGCUGCCGCGCGAGGGCCACACCUCGGCGUUCGUGAGGGGGAGGAUGUUCCUCUUCGGCGGGUGCCAGAUGGCGGGCGACUGCUACGACGACCUCGUGGCCUUGGAGACGGCCGACCCGUGCCCCUCCGAGUGCGGCGGGCACGGCGCGUGCGUGGAUCAGCAGUUCUGCCAGUGCUCCGCCGCCGGCUUCACGGGCCACGACUGCCUGCAGCCCCUGGCCUGCAGGCAGGACUGCGGCCCCCAUGGGGCGUGCACGCAGGACGGGCGGUGCCUCUGCGAUGCUGACUGGGCGGGGCCUGCGUGCUCCCAGCAGCAGCAGCAGCAGCAGCAGGAGCCCGCCGCCGAUCAGCCCGCCGGCCUGCCGGGCGCCGCCCCGCCCGGCGAGUGCCGGCGCGGGUGUUGCGGGCGCGGCGAGUGCACGCCGGCGGGCUGCCGCUGCGCGCCGGGCUGGU
Molecule: messenger RNA, 715 nt
Organism: Prorocentrum cordatum
Lineage: Eukaryota; Dinophyceae; Prorocentrales; Prorocentraceae
Source: the annotation of a GenBank genome assembly